Medicago truncatula (barrel medic) is the source of this 348-nucleotide messenger RNA. RefSeq names its product calcium-binding protein KRP1. Gene Ontology annotation, molecular function: calcium ion binding. The record is from RefSeq and is a predicted model, not a curated record. NCBI's taxonomy places the organism in Eukaryota, Viridiplantae, Streptophyta, Magnoliopsida, Fabales, Fabaceae. The transcript has a single exon. Bases 1 to 348 code for a protein of 115 amino acids.
AUGGCAUCACAAAACCCACCACAGUCUCAUUUCUAUGAUCACCUUCCUUUCAUGGCAAACAAGUUAGGUGGAGAUGGCUUGAUAGAUGAACUAUGUAACGGGUUCAAUCUUUUGAAGGAUUCUAAUAAAGGUGUCAUUACUUUUGAAAGCCUAAAAAUGAAUUCAGCUUUGCUAGGGUUAAAUGGUUUCAGCGAUGAAGAUCUUUUGUCUAUGCUAAUGGAAGGUGAUUUUGAUGGAGAUGGUGCUCUUAACCAAAUGGAGUUUUGUGUCUUGAUGUUUAGAUUGAGCCCUGAACUUAUGGAGGGCUCUAAAUUGUGGUUGGAAGAGACCCUUCAACAUCAAUUUUGA